AUGGCUCGUCAGAAGAACAACAAGCGUGUACAGGCAAAGGACCAAGUGGCUUCUUCUGAAACUUGGCCAGCGGAUGCUCAACAUGGGUCAACAAGGGAAUCGACACAAUCGUUGCCAACAAUCACCACCGUCCCCCCACACCAUCGAGGCAGCCGACAAAGAGUGGCAGACACAACCCACCUCGACGCCUACCUCGAAUACAUGCAGAUAUCACAUCCAACUGAGCAAUUGAUGACGGCUACUACUUACAAAGCCAUCGAAAAUCGCAAUUUACGACACGAUGAUAUUCGACAGCUGAUACGAGCAGUGGAAAACCAACUAGCCGGUGCCGCAACCGAUAAAAAUGCGCCAUGGCCGCCGUCUCAAGUUACAAUCCCCCCCACGUAUGCAGCAGCCGAAUCAACCUCCGCCUUAGUCACUCACGCCGGAGACUGGGCUGGCAUUGUUGACCCCUCUGUCUACGGCACUACCGAACCUUCUAGUUUCUUUUCGGACGGGCGGGGAGACAUGCCCCUCAUAACCAUCCAUCCACCCUCCACCAGGUACACACCACCUGCGGACUUUGCAGCCACAACAUCAACCAUCGGCCCAUCAGCCAUCGGCCCAUCAGGCGUUGGCCCUACCAUGCCAGUGUAA
Molecule: messenger RNA, 636 nt
Organism: Verticillium alfalfae VaMs.102
Lineage: Eukaryota; Fungi; Ascomycota; Sordariomycetes; Glomerellales; Plectosphaerellaceae
Exons: 3
Coding region: 1-636 (211 amino acids)
Source: RefSeq, a predicted model, not a curated record